Messenger RNA from Eruca vesicaria subsp. sativa (arugula), 633 nucleotides. The record is from the annotation of a GenBank genome assembly. Lineage: Eukaryota; Viridiplantae; Streptophyta; Magnoliopsida; Brassicales; Brassicaceae.
ACACACCAUCAAACAAAGAAACAAGAGCUUAAAAGAUUAAACAUAGUUUCAAGUUUCAAACAGAAUCAAUCAAAUCUAAAGAUGAGUCCCAAGGCAUUGUUAGUUGUGAUCUUCCUCGGUUUCUUAGCCACUUCAUGUUUCUCUCAAGCUCCAGCCCCGGCACCAACCACCACCGUUUCUCCACUUCCUCCGGUCGCUUCACCGCCGGUUCCAGUUAACGAGCCAACUCCAGCUCCAACCACCGCUCCAACUACUUCUCCGGUUGCUUCUCCUCCUCUAACCGAUGCUCCAGCCUCUGGUCCUUCUGCCGUAUUAACCCCGACUUUGGCUCCGGCUCCGGGACCAGACACCGGUGCUGAAGCGCCUGCAAGCGCCGCGUGGGCUAAUCAAGCUUUCCUUGUGGGAACUUUUGUUGCCGGAGCACUAUACGCUGUCGCUUUGGCUUAGAGAGCUUUUGAGUUCGGCUGAUACGUUGAUCCUCUGCUUUUCGAUUACCGUUUUAUUAAUUAUUUUUAUUCGUUCGCAUGUGUAAUUUAUUAUUAUUAUUUGUAUAAUUCUUGUUGUGAUGAGGAUGAACAUAGAGACGAUAUGAAUAUCCAUUUUCUAUAAAUUAAAAACAUUUUUUUCAAAUUA